CUGAAACGUAGUUAUACAAUUCUGAGAUACAAACAUGUUAAAAUCACACUUUAAUCUACAACAAGACGAUGAGAAAGAACUGGAAGAGACUCAAGAUCAUAAAAAAGAUGAAGAGAUUGAACUGAUGGCCGAGGAGUUGGAACACGAACAGCUGGAAGAGGAUGCUGCUAAAGAAAUUAUACCCAGUUACCCGGAAAGAAUACUCAAGAGAUCAGAGAUUAGCAUCAGGCUUAGUCUACUAGGAAAAACUGCUGAAGGAGAUGGGUACACAUACCUUAAAGCUGCCUGCACCGGCAUGGGCCUAACAGAUAUCACGGCUGUAAAAUCAUUCCAACACUUACAAUUCCUCGAUGUGUCGAAUAACAACUUAAAUUUGGCCAGUCUACAAGCUAUCACGGAACUGCCGUAUCUGGUACUGAUACACGCUGACAAAAACCAACUUUAUUCCGCCGCAUUAAGGACUAUGAAGUACAUGCAGGUUGUUAUAAUGAACAACAACAACUUAACUUCAGUAUGGGACGUGUACCAACCGGAACUGUCCACUUUGGAAGUCGGAUACAAUAAAAUAAAGAAUAUUAGAUUCGAAGGGAACAUGCCCGAAAUAAAAUGCUUGGAUUUCCGAUAUAAUUUCAUAGAGGACAUUUCCAAUCUGAACUUUCCAAAUUUGGACAGUCUGUAUUUGGCUGGUAAUAAAAUUCAAAGUCUCAUUGGUAUAGAGAGAUUGGUGAAUCUGAGAAUACUUCACUUAAGGAAUAAUCCCAUUAAACUUUUGUACGGUUUUGAAGAGGGUAUGAAGAAAUUGCAGUACAUAAAUCUAAGGAAUUGCAAAGUGGCAACAUUGAAGCAAAUCAAGAAACUACGGGUGUUAGAAACAUUGACAACAUUAGUGAUAAAAGGUUGUCCAUUCAUGGGAGGUACUGGGGAAGAAGAUGCUGAAGUUGGAUCUGAGGAAGAGGAUCCAGAAUUGAGGGUUGAGGUCCUGGCAGCGCUGCCGAGACUGAAGCGGCUUAAUAAAGGAGUAGUUUCCCCCGAAGAAAGAGAGGAAGCAAAGGAGCUGAUGAAGCAGUGGCUCGAAGAAGGUGAAAAUGAUGAAGAGGAAUUGCAAGAAGAACAACACGAUGAAGAUUCUAAUGCAGAUUGAGAAUAAAUUAAAAUAUCAAAACUCCCAUGUUUAUUAUAAAUACUUAACA
Messenger RNA from Danaus plexippus (monarch butterfly), 1190 nucleotides. Its product is annotated as leucine-rich repeat-containing protein 23-like. Gene Ontology annotation, molecular function: protein binding. Lineage: Eukaryota; Metazoa; Arthropoda; Insecta; Lepidoptera; Nymphalidae. The record is from RefSeq and is a predicted model, not a curated record. The transcript is spliced from 4 exons. The coding region runs from base 35 to 1141 and encodes 368 amino acids.